Messenger RNA from Sesamum indicum (sesame), 2153 nucleotides. Its product is annotated as calcium-dependent protein kinase 26. NCBI's taxonomy places the organism in Eukaryota, Viridiplantae, Streptophyta, Magnoliopsida, Lamiales, Pedaliaceae. Gene Ontology annotation, molecular function: protein kinase activity; ATP binding. The record is from RefSeq and is a predicted model, not a curated record. Gene Ontology annotation, biological process: protein phosphorylation.
UACAAGUUGCCGGUUGCUACUUGCUACCAAUGAAGCCAUUUUGAAAUGCUGAGUAGAGUAGAGUUUGAAACAGCUGAGUUGUGGAGUUGGGCUUUGAGCCCUUUUGCUGUAACGGACAUCUUUUUCUUCUUCUUCUUCCUCCUCUGCUGCUUUGAUUCUUCUCUCUUCAGGGACUAGCAAAAGAUUGUCUUUAUUUGCUGGGGAAGUGGAGAUAUUACUUAGGGCUUGCUUGAGAAGUUUGGGGAGCAUGGCAGGCGGAAAGUUCUGAUUGGUGAUCUUGGUUCAAGUUGUUAUAUCGUGUUAUGGACUUAACCUAUACGGAUUUUAUUCGUCCUUGUAAUUGUUAUAAAUCUUCAGAGUUGAGUGAAACAAUCUUGCACUCAACUCAGACCGCUAAUUUUAGGGAGCGCUAUGCUCUUGGAGAUCAGUUAGGAUGGGGAAGAUUUGGCAUUAUAAGGGAAUGCUCUGAUAAGUUGACUGGGGAAGUUUUGGCUUGCAAGUCUAUUGCCAAAGAGAGAUUGGUUACAGAGGAUGAUGUCCGCAGUGUGAAGCUUGAGAUUGAAAUAUUGACCAAGUUGUCUGGGCAUGAGAACAUUGUGGAUCUCAAGGCUGUGUAUGAGGAGGAGGAUUAUGUUCAUCUCCUCAUGGAGCUUUGUGCUGGUGGAGAGCUUUUUCAUCGGAUCGAGAAGCAGGGCAGAUUAUCGGAGCAUGAGGCACGGAUUAUAUUUAAGCAAUUUGUGGAAGUAGUAAUGUAUUGUCACGAUAAAGGCAUUAUGCAUAGAGAUCUCAAACCAGAAAAUAUUCUGUUGGUCUCAAGGUCUUCCUCGUCACCUAUCAAAUUGGCUGACUUUGGUCUUGCGACAUACAUCAAACCUGGACAGACAUUGCAUGGGACUGUUGGUAGUCCAUUUUACAUAGCUCCUGAGGUUUUGGUGGGAGGUUAUAAUCAGGCAGCUGACGUGUGGAGUGCUGGAGUUAUUCUUUACAUUCUACUGAGUGGAAUGCCUCCCUUUUGGGGAAAAACUAAAUCGGCAAUAUUCGACGCUGUACGGGCUGCGAACCUUUGUUUCCAUUCUGAUCCUUGGGAUAACAUUUCAAUGGCGGCUAAGGACUUGAUCUCCAGGAUGUUGUGUUUUGAUCCUUCAAAAAGGAUAACUGCUGCUCAAGUCCUUGCUCACUCCUGGACAAAGGAUACCUCACGGUCGCAGGUUACUCAGGAAUUGUACAGACAAGAUAACCUCAGUUGUCAGCAACUAGAAGUGGGCAGCUAUUCUUUUUCUAAUCUAAAUGCUUACAGAGACCAUGAUUUCAGUUUCCAUGAUGGGUCGCCUGUAAUUGUAAAUAGCGAGCAGGAGGAUUCUCCCGUUUUCUCAUGCAGAUCAUCUUUCUCUUCAACCCUCAUAAACCAGGGCACGCCUUCCUCAGCGUCGGGAGCUGUGUACCCUGGUAGCUGCUGUAAAACAAAUGCUGCAGAGUUCUCAUCUCCAAUUCAUUCAAUUCCAAGUUUCACCUUUUUCAGCCCUAUCCCUACAUUUGAAGAAAGCACCGAGUCCUUGUGUGUCAAGACCAAAAUGCUCUCAAUUGAUGGAGAUCCAGCUAUACAAAAGCUGAUCUUAUUUCCAGGUAUGGAAUGCGCCACAGAGCAAAAGUCGGUUGAAAUGGAGGAGAGGUGCAGCAUCCACCCAAGAGGAGUAUCAAGUGCUUCAAAGGCUACAAGCUUGCAGAACAAGAGGAACCACACAAUCAGUCUUGGCGAGCUUGAUCAUCUGGAUCUCAUAGCCACUGCAUCAGUCAGUCGCUGGGCGUCGUGCACGAGGAUUCCAAGUGCAGCCUCAUUGAGAUCAUCACUCGUCUGCUAGAGAAACAAAGGCAAGAAACAUUUAAUCCUAAUUUGUACCAACUGCUGCAAUAUGUAAUCUUGGAUUCUUGUUUCUUGCUGCAAAUAGAGGAUUUUAGACUUUUUUCCAUUCAAGAUAGGAAUCAUGGAUGGCUGAUAUAGCAUUGUAAUGUUGUUAAAGUAUGCAAUAUUUGCAGCUUAGACUCGGAAUCUCAACAUAUGAUAGUAAAGUCGAAAAUAGUGAUGAGGGUCUCUUUGAAGGUUGGGUUUCACUUUUACCCCCUCAACUUUGAUAAAAUCUCAGUUUAUAUCCUUA